This is a messenger RNA of Amoebophrya sp. A120, 1321 nucleotides long. Lineage: Eukaryota; Dinophyceae; Syndiniales; Amoebophryaceae. The record is from the annotation of a GenBank genome assembly.
UGAUCGUGCCCGAAAAUCGCAAAUCGCGCAUUCGCAUGCAAAUAAACGACCGAAACGCAUUACCGGCAUUAGUAGCAUGCUCGUACGUGUACUACACGGAUGAUAAAUCCAACUCAGAGACGACGAAGAGUUUUCAACAUCAAGAUCCAGAAACAGUUCUAGCUCUAGGCAAAGACACCGCCACGCGAAGAUGUCCUCGACCAGGCAAGCAAGUCAAACGGGAGGUGGUGCAAAGGGCGUUUCUCAGCCCAGCACAGGAUCCACCUCUUCUACGACUCUCUCGCAGCAAGCACGUCGGUUUUCGCUUCCCGCAACACGGGUCCCAGCCCCGAUUUUGUUCAAUACGCAGCCAGCUGGAAGCGGCAAAAUCAACUUGCAAGGUGGCGCGACUAGCAGCAGCAGCAGGAUCGUGACUUCAACGCGCGUUGUCACGACUGGACCUCGUCCCACGACUGCAGUCAGUGGUAGUGCGACUGUCGCACCAGGGUCGCAGAACAAGGUUUUGGAUCGCGGGAGCUCACCCAUGCCACGAAGCCUGCUCACGACAGGGCCGCCGAUUCACGCGGCAAGUCGGUCCACGACACCUCGUCUCCUCCGAUUCGACCCCAGCACGAUGGGAAAGUUUACAAGUGUCAGUCCCGCUGUCUCACGUUCGGUCUCUGCCGCGCGGUCGCCCAGUGUGACAGGCGGCACGCCGACGCUCGUGCAGCAUCCAACGCCAAGACACAGCACGACCACGCUGCCAGAGGCGCCUUCUUCCGGAAAGAAAUCUACUACAGCUGCUGGGGGUAGUGCAAAUAAGAAGGAGCCUGAAAAAAAGCCUGCUCCGAAUUCAACUUCAACGACGAAUGGUACGAUCAACCCGCCACCGAAGCAAUUUUUGCAGGUGCCGGGUGGUGGGAAGGUCCUAUCGACGCCCCAGGUGAACACGAAGCUGACUUACUACACGCCCACGGUCCCGAAAACCAUUCUGCAAACGUCUUCGUCCGUGCCUGCGAUGAUUCCGGGCACGGCGUUGAAUUUGAAAACAGAUUUUGGCAAUAUUCCCACGCCGACGAUCCAAAUACCGGCCGCGACGUCCAGCCACAAACCGGCUCAAACAACAACCUCAGUCGCGAAGCAGAAGUCACCGGCUUCGGUAGUUGCGCCCUCUCCGCGAGGCGGUGGGUCAACAUCGGUUCAAGUUCCUGCACCGUCGAGUGCCGUCAAAGCACCAUCCGCGAUGCGCGUUCCCUUCGGAGUGAUUGCGGGCCCGAAGCCGUUAUCGACCGAUCUUCCAAACCGCACCUGGGAUACGCUGCCUUUGUUGAAAAUCAUCUGA